This is a messenger RNA of Rattus norvegicus (Norway rat), 18718 nucleotides long. The record is from RefSeq and is a predicted model, not a curated record. Lineage: Eukaryota; Metazoa; Chordata; Mammalia; Rodentia; Muridae.
CUUCCUUUCUUUUUUUUUUUUUUUUUUUUUUGAGACAGGCUUCUCUGUGUAGCCCCGGCUGUCCUGGAACUAGUUCUGUAGACUCACCACCCACCACCACUAUCCAGCUGAUUGAUAUGUGUGUGGUGUGUGUGUGUGUGUGUGUGUGUGUGUGUGUGUGUGUGUGUGUGUAUACAUAUCUAUAUCUAUAUACAUACCCAUCUAUAGACAUGUAAGUUGAUUCUUACUCUUUUGUGCAUGAUAUGUAUUAUCCCUAAAAGCUUUAUGUAAGAUCCUUUGAGAGCGCAUUUUAAUGUUUAUUCACUUAUUUAUAUAAGAAUUUCUUGUUGCUGAAGCUGGCCUAAAAUGUCAAAAAUGCCCGAGAACUCCUGAUUUGAGGGCUCUACCUCAUCAGUGCUGUUCUUCACAGGUGUACUGUAUAACCUUUGUUCUACAUUUGUUAAGUUGAAAUUUCUCAACGUCGUUUAGAUGCUCUUUUUUGUUAUGAGAUAAGGUUUUACAUUGUGCUGACACUAACUGUGUACCUCUGGUGCAGCUCCUCUCUCUCAGCCCUUUGAGUAUUAGGAUUAUGCUGCAUUCUGUGAUAUCUAGCCUCGUACUUUGCUUUGUUUUGUUUUUGAGAUAGUCUCAAAACUUUAAAAAAAAAAUAGGUUUUUUUCCUUCCUUCCUUCCUUCCUUCCUUCCUUCCUUCCUUCCUUCCUUCCUUCUUUCUUUCUUUCUUUCUUUCUUUCUUUCUUUCUUUCUUUCUUUCUUUCUUUCUUGGUGUUGAAAUGGUCUGUUAUUCAAACAAGGUAAAUAUAUGUUUGAUCUGCUGUCUCCCUCCCUCCCUCGCUCCCUCCCUCCCUUCCUUUUUUUUUUUUUUUUUUUGUCUUUUGAGGCAGUCUCACUAUGUUGGACUGACGGACUUGGAACUCCCUGUGCAGACCAGGCUUGGUUUAAAUUCAAAGAACUCUGUCUGCCUCUGCCUGGAGUGCUGAGUGCAGCCCACCAUGCCUAGCAUUUUCAUCUGCUACUUGAAUCAUAUAGUUCUUUUCAGCACCUACACUUCAGUUAUCCACCACUUGGAAUGUUAGGCCAUAAAAAUGACAACAGCAGGCUUACGCGUUCUGAAUGUUUAGGAAAUGGGCUGAGGGCGGAACUCAGUGGUACAGUGCUUUUCUUGGAUGGGGCAGCCCUAGGUUCUAUGUUCUGUACCAUAAAAAAAAAAACAAGCAAAAAUUGAAUACCUACCAUAUUGGCUUUUUUUUUUUUUAAACAGCACAUAGGAGAUAAGGGGCAGUAUCAUAAAAGUUAUAAAUAAAAUAUAUCCUGUUAAAAUAUUCAAAGAGCUUAGAGAAAAAUCUAAAAAAUAAUGUCUAUACCCCUUCUGUUUGUAUUCACACACGAAUACUAAUACUCAUUCUACUCUAACUUGGUAAUGUAGCAUCUAUUAACUUUUUACUUCCUUUUGCAUUUCACAGUUUUUGAGCAUCUUUCCAUUUUCAGGUCAUAUAUGUCUAUUUUAGUUACUGUUCCAUCGCUGUGAUAAAAUUCCCAGACUAAAUCAGUUUAAUAGAGAAAGUAUUUAUUUUAGUGUAUAAUAUUGUCCAUCUUGCUGGGGGAAAUCAAGGCAAGAGACUGAAGCAUCUUGUCAUACUGUAUCCACAGUCAGGAAACAGAGGUGGAUAAAUGCAUGCCUGCUGCUCAGUUUGCUCUCUAUACUUUAGAGAGUCCGGGAUCCCUUGUCUAGGGAAUGGUAUCACCCACAGUGGGCAAGUGUUCCCACUUCAGUUAGCACAAUCACUGGUAUAACCCCUCAUGGUAUUCCUAGAAGCCCAUUUCUUAGGUGAUUCUAGAGCCUGUCAAGUUGAUGACAACACUAACCAUCAAAACAUCUCUCAUGUCUCUCAGAAUGUAUCCAGGGCGGACUGUGGAGAAAUGACUCAUUGCCAUCCCAAAGGACCCAGGCCUCGAAGUAGAGGAAAAUCUACAGUGGAAGAUGAGGACAGCACGGAUGGACUGGAGACGACGGAGACAGAAAAUAUUGUGGAGACAGCAGAAGUCAAAGAACAAUCUGUGGAGGAGGACGCUGAGACAGAAGUGGAGAGCAGCAAGCAGCCAGCCUCAGCUCUUCAGCGGUCUGUGUCUGAGGACUCUGCACACUCCCUGGUCUCUGUCGGUGUAGAAGCCAAAAUCAGUGAACAGCUCUGCGCCUUUUGUUACUGUGGGGAGAAAAGUUCCUUAGGACAAGGAGACUUGAAACAAUUCAGAGUAACACCUGGACUUACUUUACCUUGGAAAGAUCAACCUUCUAACAAGGACGUCGGUGACAGCGGCAUUGCAACCUGUGAGAAAAUACAGAACUACGCUCCACGAAAACAGCGAGGACAGAGAAAAGAGCGAUCUCUCCAGCAGAGUAUUGUUUCUUGUGUAAGUGUAAGCACGCAGACAGCUUGUGAGGACCAGCCUGGCAAGUUAUGGGAUGAACUCAGUCUGGUUGGCCUUCCAGAUGCCAUUGAUGUCCAAGCCUUAUUUGAUUCCACAGGCACUUGCUGGGCUCAUCAUCGAUGUGUAGAGUGGUCACUGGGAAUAUGCCAAAUGGAAGAGCCAUUAUUAGUGAACGUGGACAAAGCUGUUGUCUCAGGGAGCACAGAACGUUGUGCAUUUUGCAAACACCUUGGAGCCACUAUCAAAUGCUGUGAAGAGAAGUGUACCCAGAUGUACCAUUACCCGUGUGCUGCAGGGGCCGGCACCUUUCAGGACUUCAGUCACUUCUUCCUUCUGUGUCCAGAGCACAUCGACCAAGCUCCUGAGAGAUCAAAGGAAGAUGCAAACUGUGCAGUGUGUGACAGCCCGGGAGAUCUCUUAGAUCAGUUCUUUUGUACCACCUGUGGUCAGCACUACCAUGGGAUGUGCCUGGACAUAGCUGUUACUCCAUUAAGGCGUGCUGGUUGGCAAUGUCCUGAGUGCAAAGUGUGCCAGAACUGCAGACAAUCGGGAGAAGAUAGCAAGAUGCUGGUGUGUGAUACUUGUGACAAAGGGUAUCAUACUUUUUGUCUCCAACCUGUUAUGAAAUCAGUGCCAACCAAUGGCUGGAAAUGCAAAAAUUGCAGAAUCUGUAUAGAAUGUGGCACACGAUCUAGUGCUCAGUGGCACCACAACUGUCUGAUAUGCGACACUUGUAAUCAGCAGCAAGAUAAUUUAUGUCCUUUUUGUGGGAAGUGCUACCAUCCAGAAUUGCAGAAAGACAUGCUCCACUGUAAUAUGUGUAAGAGAUGGGUUCACUUAGAAUGUGACAAACCAACUGAUCAGGAAUUGGAUUCUCAGCUCAAAGAAGAAUACAUCUGCAUGUACUGUAAACACUUAGGAGCUGAGAUAGAUCCCUUACAUCCAGGGAAUGAAGUGGAGAUGCCUGAACUUCUACCCACAGAUGAUUCCAGUGGAAUGGAAAUUGAAGGCACUGAAGAUGAAGUGGUGUUUCUGGAGCAGACAGUUAAUGAAGAUGUCAGUGGUCACCAGUCCCCUCCUGGAAUUGUUCCAGAUGCAGUUCAAGUUUACACUGAAGAGCCCCAGAAAAGUGAUCCACUAGAAAGCCCUGACACAGUUGGUCUCAUUACUUCUGAAUCAUCUGAGAAUAAAACCAAUCCUGAUUUGGCAAAUGAGAUUUCUCAUGAAGUUGAUACUGAAAAAACGGAAAUGUUUUAUAAAGAGGGGCUUGUUUGUGAGGAAGAUCAAAGUGAGGACAGAAUGGAAGUGACAGAAAACAUUGAAGUCCUUCCACACCAAACCAUUGUGCCGCAAGAGGAACUGCUGCCCUCCGAGGGCUCUGAGGUGGCACCUGAGGAGCCAAGCCCUUCAGAGUCAGCUGUGGAGCUUGCUGCACCAGAAGCCUUAGUGUCCCCACACAGUGAAAGUUCCUUAUCUCAUAAGGGACCGUUGGUGAUAGAAAGAGUACAAGAAGAAAUGGAACAGAAGGAAAAUUCUGAAUUCCCCACUGGGUGUGAGGAUUUUGAAAUGACUCUUGCUGUUGACGGUUGUGUCAAAGGUAGUUCAUGCCAAGGAGACAAAUCAGCUGAGUUACCAGCUGAGGAAGAGUCACCAUUCUCAUCAGGAACUGACCUGAACAAGGCGGACGUGUCUUCCUCCUCCACACUUCGUCCAGACUUGCCUUCAUGCGACAUGCUGCACGGUUACCCUUCAGCUUUCAACUCUGCUGCUGGAAGCGUCAUGCCAACAACAUACAUCUCUGUCACUCCAAAAAUUGGCAUGGGUAAACCAGCUAUUACCAAAAGAAAAUUUUCUCCCGGUAGACCCCGGUCCAAACAGGGGGCUUGGAGUAACCAUAAUACAGUGAGCCCACCCUCCUGGUCCCCAGACAUUGCAGAAGGCCGGGAAAUUUUUAAACCCAGGCAGCUUUCUGGCAGUGCCAUUUGGAGCAUCAAAGUGGGCCGAGGGUCUGGAUUUCCGGGGAAGCGGAGGCCUCGUGGUGCUGGGCUGUCAGGGCGAGGCGGCAGAGGCAGAUCUAAACUAAAAAGUGGACUCGGAGCUGUUGUGUUACCUGGGGUGUCUGCUGCAGAUAUUUCAUCAAAUAAAGAUGAAGAAGAAAACUCUAUGCACAAUACAGUUGUUUUAUUUUCUAGUAGUGACAAGUUCACUUUGCAUCAGGAUAUGUGUGUAGUUUGUGGCAGUUUCGGCCAAGGAGAAGAAGGAAGAUUACUUGCCUGUUCACAGUGUGGUCAGUGUUACCAUCCAUAUUGUGUCAGUAUUAAGAUCACUAAAGUGGUUCUUAGCAAAGGUUGGAGAUGUCUUGAGUGCACUGUGUGUGAGGCCUGUGGGAAGGCAACUGACCCUGGAAGACUCUUGCUGUGUGAUGACUGUGACAUAAGCUAUCAUACCUACUGCCUAGACCCUCCAUUGCAGACAGUUCCCAAAGGAGGCUGGAAAUGCAAAUGGUGUGUUUGGUGCAGACACUGUGGAGCAACAUCUGCAGGCUUGAGAUGUGAAUGGCAAAACAAUUACACACAGUGUGCUCCGUGUGCCAGCCUGUCCUCCUGCCCAGUCUGCUGUCGGAACUACAGAGAAGAGGACCUCAUUCUUCAGUGUAGACAGUGUGAUAGGUGGAUGCAUGCAGUUUGUCAAAACUUAAAUACUGAGGAGGAAGUGGAAAAUGUAGCAGACAUUGGUUUUGACUGUAGCAUGUGCAGACCCUAUAUGCCUGUGUCAAAUGUGCCUUCCUCAGACUGCUGCGACUCUUCUCUUGUGGCACAGAUCGUCACAAAAGUAAAAGAGCUAGACCCACCUAAGACCUACACCCAGGACGGUGUGUGUCUGACCGAGUCAGGGAUGAGUCAGCUACAGAGCCUCACAGUCACAGCUCCCAGGAGAAAACGCACAAAACCAAAACUGAAAUUGAAGAUUAUAAAUCAGAAUAGUGUGGCUGUUCUUCAGACCCCUCCAGAUAUCCAGUCAGAACACUCAAGAGACGGAGAAAUGGACGAUAGUCGAGAAGGAGAACUUAUGGAUUGUGAUGGGAAAUCUGAAUCUAGUCCUGAGCGGGAAGCUGGAGAUGAUGAAACUAAGGGAAUAGAAGGAACAGAUGGCGUAAAGAAGAGGAAAAGAAAACCAUAUAGACCUGGUAUUGGUGGAUUUAUGGUACGGCAAAGAAGUCGGACAGGACAAGGAAAAGCCAAAAGAUCUGUGGUCAGAAAAGAUUCUUCAGGCUCUAUUUCUGAGCAGUUAUCUAACAGAGACGAUGGCUGGAGGGAGCAGUUCCCAGAUACUCUGGUGGAUGAGCCUGUCUCCGUUGCUGACAGCACUGAGAAAAUAAAGAAGAGAUACCGAAAAAGGAAAAAUAAGCUUGAAGAAACUUUUCCUGCUUAUUUACAAGAAGCAUUUUUUGGAAAAGAUCUUCUAGAUACCAGCAGACAAAACAAGCUGAGUGUAGAUAAUCUGUCCGAAGACGCAGCUCAGCUUUCAUAUAAAACAGGUUUCAUGGAUCCUUCCUCAGAUCCGCUGCUGUGUUCAUCAUCUGCUUCAGCAAAACCUGGGACUCAGGGUACUGCUGAUGACCCAUUAGCUGAUAUUUCUGAAGUCUUAAACACAGAUGAUGACAUUCUUGGAAUAAUCUCAGAUGAUCUUGCAAAAUCAGUUGAUCAUUCAGGUCUUGAUUUAUGCACUUUCCAGGUUGGGAGCUCCCCCUUCCCUUUGGAUAUUGGCCCCAUUGCUGAUGAUGCUUCCUCUUUGCCUCAGCCAAGUGUCAGUCAGAGUUCACGACCAUUAAGUGAAGAACAGCUAGAUGCCAUCCUCAGUCCUGAACUAGACAAAAUGGUCACAGAUGGAGCAAUACUUGGAAAGUUAUAUAAAAUUCCAGAGCUUGGAGGAAAGGAUGUUGAAGACUUGUUCACUGCUGUACUUAGUCCUGCCCCCACCCAGCCGGCUCCAUUGCCACAGCCCCCUCCACCACAGCCACUGCCAGUGCACACUCAGGAUGUUUUUUCCCGGAUGCCACUCAUGAAUGGCCUUAUUGGACCCAGUCCUCAUCUCCCACAUCAUUCUUUGCCUGCUGGAAGUGCACUGGGGACUUUCCCUGCUAUAGCACAAUCCCCUUAUACUGAUGUCAGGGAUAAAAGUCUAGCAUUUAAUGUAAUGGCAAGUGAUGCUAACAGCUCCUGGGUGCCGACAGCUCCAAGUAUGGAGGGGGAAAACGACAGCCUGUCAAAUGCCCAGAGGAGCACACUGAAGUGGGAGAAGGAGGAGGCUCUUGGUGAGGUGGCAACAGUGGCACCAGUCCUCUACACAAAUAUUAAUUUCCCCAACUUAAAGGAAGAAUUCCCAGAUUGGACUACUCGAGUGAAACAAAUUGCCAAGUUGUGGAGAAAAGCCAGCUCUCAGGAAAGAGCGCCAUAUGUGCAAAAAGCCAGAGAUAACAGAGCUGCUUUACGCAUCAAUAAAGUUCAGAUGUCAAAUGAUUCUAUGAAGAGGCAACAACAGCAAGACAGCAUCGAUCCCACCUCACGCAUCGAUUCGGAUCUUUUUAAAGAUCCUUUAAAGCAGAGGGAAUCAGAGCAUGAACAGGAAUGGAAGUUUAGACAGCAAAUGCGUCAGAAAAGUAAGCAGCAAGCUAAAAUUGAAGCCACACAGAAGCUGGAACAAGUGAAGAAUGAACAGCAGCAGCAGCAGCAGCAACAGCAACAACAACAACAACAACAACAACAACAACAACAACAACAGCAACAACAACAACUUGCUUCUCAGCACCUUCUAGUAGCACCUGGUUCAGAUCCUCCCAGUAGUGGAGCACAGAGUCCCUUGACACCUCAGACUGGCAAUGGGAGUGUGUCUCCUGCACAGACAUUCCAUAAAGACCUGUUCUCCAAACACCUCCCCAGUACUCCUGCUUCCAUACCUUCAGAUGAUGUGUUUGUCAAACCACAACCUCCACCCCCUCCUUCAACCCCAUCCCGUAUACCUAAUCAGGAAAGUCUGUCUCAGUCCCAGAAUUCUCAGCCACCUUCUCCACAGAUGUUCUCACCUGGAUCAUCCCACUCCAGACCACCCUCUCCAGUGGAUCCUUAUGCAAAAAUGGUUGGUACUCCUAGACCGCCUCCUGUUGGCCAUAGUUUUCCAAGAAGAAAUUCUGUUACACCAGUGGAAAACUGUGUGCCUUUAUCUUCAGUACCUAGGCCCAUUCAUAUGAAUGAAACAUCAGCCACAAGGCCAUCCCCAGCCAGAGACUUAUGUGCUUCCUCCAUGACAAACAGUGACCCCUAUGCAAAGCCUCCAGAUACACCUAGGCCAAUGAUGACAGAUCAGUUUCCCAAACCUUUUAGCCUUCCUAGGUCCCCUGUGAUUUCAGAACAAAGUACAAAAGGUCCUCUUGCAGCUGGAGCCAGUGAUCACUUUACCAAGCCUUCUCCUAGAACAGACGCCUUUCAGAGGCAACGGCUGCCUGACCCAUAUGCAGGGCCAUCGUUGACACCCGCCCCACUGGGUAAUGGGCCGUUUAAGACCCCUCUGCACCCUCCUCCAUCUCAGGAUCCAUAUGGAUCUUUGUCACAGGCAUCAAGACGACUCUCUGUUGACCCUUAUGAAAGGCCUGCCUUGACACCAAGGCCAGUAGAUAAUUUUUCUCAUAAUCAGUCAAAUGAUCCAUAUAGCCAGCCUCCCCUAACUCCACACCCAGCUAUGGGUGAAUCUUAUACUCACUCUUCAAGGGCUUUUUCUCAGCCUGGAACCAUAUCAAGGUCAGCAUCUCAGGACCCAUAUUCACAACCCCCAGGAACUCCACGUCCUGUUAUAGAAUCUUACUCCCAAACCUCAGGAACAGCUCGAUCCAAUCAAGAUCCUUAUUCCCAACCUCCUGGUACUCCCCGGCCUAACACUAUUGACCCAUAUAGUCAGCAACCACCUACCCCUAGGCCUUCUCCACAGACAGAUAUGUUUGUUACGUCUGUGGCAAGUCAGAGACACACUGAUCCAUAUACUCAUCAUCUUGGGCCGCCGAGAUCUGGAAUUUCUGUUCCCUAUUCUCAGCCACCAGCAGCACCAAGGCCAAGGACUUCAGAGGGUUUUACUCGGUCCUCUAGUGCAAGACCAGCCCUCAUGCCAAACCAGGAUCCUUUUUUGCAAGCAGCACAAAACCGAGUACCAGGUUUACCUGGCCCUUUAAUAAGGCCACCUGAUACAUGUUCCCAGACUCCCAGACCAGCUGGGCCUGGCCUUACAGACACAUUCAGUCAUGCUUCCCCAUCUGGUGUUCGUGAUCCCUACGAUCAGCCUCCAAUGACUCCCAGGCCACAUUCUGAGUCUUUCGGGGCUAGUCAAGUUGUCCACGAUCUUGUUGACCGUCCAGUUCCUGGAUCAGAGGGAAACUUUAGCACAUCUUCAAACCUUCCUGUAAGCUCCCAAGGACAGCAAUUUUCCAGUGUCUCCCAGCUUCCUGGACCCGUGCCAACCUCAGGAGGAACUGACACACCGAACACCGUGAACAUGUCUCAAGCUGACACCGAGAAAUUGAGACAGCGGCAGAAGCUGCGUGAAAUCAUUCUCCAGCAACAGCAGCAGAAGAAGAUUGCUAGUCGCCAGGAGAAGGGGCCUCAGGACACAGCCGUAGUACCUCACCCUCUGCCCCUUCCACACUGGCAGCCAGAGAGCAUCAACCAGGCUUUCACCCGACCUCCACCUCCCUAUCCUGGGAACACUCGAUCACCUGUUAUCCCCCCACUAGGACCUAGAUAUGCAGUUUUCCCCAAAGAUCAGCGUGGACCCUAUCCUCCUGAGGUUGCUGGUGUGGGGAUGAGACCUCAUGGAUUUAGAGUUGGAUUUCCAGGAGCUAGCCAUGGUCCCAUGCCAAGCCAAGAUCGUUUCCAUGUGCCUCAGCAAAUACAAGGAUCUGGAAUUCCUCCAAACAUAAGAAGACCAAUGUCUAUGGAAAUGCCUAGACCUUCAAAUAACCCACCAAUAAAUAAUCCAGUUGGGCUUCCUCAGCAUUUCCCACCACAGGGUCUGCCAGUUCAGCAGCAUAAUAUACUAGGCCAAGCUUUUAUUGAGCUGAGGCACAGAGCUCCGGAUGGAAGGUCACGGUUGCCAUUUGCUGCUUCUCCUGGCAGUGCUAUGGAGUCACCUUCUCAUCCCAGACAUGGAAAUUUCCUUCCCAGACCUGAUUUUCCUGGUCCUAGACACACAGACCCCAUAAGACAACCUCCCCAGUGUCUACCUAAUCAGCUACCUGUGCAUGCAAAUUUAGAGCAGGUCCCACCUUCUCAGCCAGAGCAAGGUCAUCCUGCCCACCAAUCUUCUAUUGUCAUGAGGCCCCUAACUCAUCCUUUAAGUGGUGAAUUUUCUGAGGCUCCUUUGUCAACAUCUACCCCAACUGAAACACCCCCAGAUAACUUAGAGAUAGCUGGUCAGUCUUCUGAUGGUCUGGAGGAAAAACUAGACUCUGAUGAUCCUUCUGUGAAAGAACUGGAUGUCAAAGAUCUUGAGGGAGUCGAAGUCAAAGAUUUGGAUGAUGAAGAUCUAGAAAAUUUAAAUUUAGACACAGAGGAUGGCAAGGGUGAUGACCUGGACACUUUAGAUAAUUUGGAAACCAAUGACCCUAACCUGGAUGACCUCUUAAGGUCAGAUGAAUUUGAUAUCAUAGCGUACACAGAUCCAGAACUUGACUUAGGGGAUAAAAAAAGCAUGUUCAAUGAGGAAUUAGACCUUAAUGUUCCAAUUGAUGAUAAGCUAGAUAAUCAGUGUGUAUCUGUUGAACCCAAAAUAAGGGAUCAAGGAGACAAAACUAUGGUUCUUGAAGAUAAGGAUUUGCCACAGAAAAAGUCCAGUGGUAUCAGUGAGAUAAAGACAGAAGCCCUGUCUCCCCACUCUAAAGAAGAACCAGAGAGUGACAUUAAAAACUGCGAUGACAGUAGAGGAGAUGCCGAGAUAGCGUGCUCACAGGCUUCUGGUCAGACCAGUCACAGUGAUCGAGGAAAGCCUUCUCUGCUGACUACUGAUCAAGAGAUGCUUGAGAAAAGAAAUAACCGGGAAAAUGCAGCUCCUGGUGUCUGUGCCAUUCAAGAGUCCACUCCUCUGCCUGCUCAAGACGUGAUGAACUCUUGUGACAUAACAGGAUCGACUCCAGUUCUCUCGAGUUUACUCUCGAAUGAAAAGUGUGAUAGCUCUGACAUUAGGCCUUCAGUGUCUUCCCCACCAACUCUCCCCAUCUCACCAUCCACUCAUGGGUCAAGUUUGCCUCCUACUUUAAUACCACCUGGCCCUCUCUUGGAUAAUACCAUGAAUUCUAAUGUAACAGUGGUCCCUAGGGUAAACCAUGCAUUUUCUCAGGGUGUGCCAGUAAAUCCAGGAUUCCUUCAGGGUCAGUCAUCAGUGAACCAUUUAGGGACAGGGAAACCUACGAAUCAAACUGUGCCUCUCACAAAUCAGUCCAGCACCAGUGGCAUGCCUGGACCACAGCAGCUAAUGAUGCCUCAAACAUUAGCCCAGCAGAGCAGAGAGAGGCCCCUCCUUCUAGAGGAACAGCCUCUGCUUCUACAAGAUCUUUUGGAUCAAGAGAGGCAGGAGCAGCAGCAGCAAAGACAAAUGCAAGCUAUGAUUCGUCAGCGGUCAGAACCAUUCUUCCCUAACAUUGAUUUCGAUGCAAUAACAGAUCCUAUAAUGAAAGCGAAAAUGGUAGCCCUUAAAGGCAUAAAUAAAGUGAUGGCACAGAACAGCCUGGGCAUGCCACCAAUGGUGAUGAGCAGAUUCCCCUUCAUGGGUCCAUCCAUGGCUGGAGUGCAAACCAGUGAAGGCCAGACCCUAAUGCCACAAGCUGUAGCCCAGGAUGGCAGUAUAACACAUCAGAUUUCUAGGCCUAAUCCUCCAAAUUUUGGUCCAGGCUUUGUCAAUGACUCUCAGCGGAAGCAGUAUGAAGAGUGGCUCCAGGAGACUCAGCAGCUGCUUCAGAUGCAGCAGAAGUAUCUUGAGGAACAAAUUGGUGCGCACAGAAAAUCUAAGAAGGCCCUGUCAGCCAAACAGCGCACGGCCAAGAAGGCAGGGCGAGAGUUCCCAGAAGAGGACGCAGAGCAGCUCAAGCAUGUUACUGAGCAGCAGAGCAUGGUUCAGAAACAACUUGAGCAGAUUCGUAAACAACAGAAAGAGCAUGCUGAGCUGAUUGAAGAUUACCGGAUCAAGCAGCAGCAGCAGCAGCAGCAGCAGCAGCAGCAGCAGCAGCAGCAGCAGCAGCAGCAGCAGCAGUGCGCCCUAGCCCCUCCCAUCCUCAUGCCAGGGGUUCAGCCCCAGCCACCUCUAGUUCCAGGUGCCAGCCCACUCACCAUGAGCCAACCCAACUUCCCCAUGGUGUCACAGCAGCUUCAGCACCAGCAGCACACAGCAGUCAUCUCUGGGCACACCAGCCCUGCUAGAAUGCCCGGCUUACCUGGAUGGCAAUCUAGCAGUGCUCCCGCUCACCUCCCCCUUAACCCUUCUAGGAUUCAGCCCCCAACUGCCCAACUAUCUUUAAAAACUUGUACACCAGCCCCAGGGGCAGUGUCAAGUGCAAAUCCACAGAAUGGACCACCACCUCGAGUAGAAUUUGAUGACAACAACCCUUUCAGUGAAAGUUUUCAAGAGCGAGAGAGGAAGGAACGCUUACGAGAACAGCAGGAAAGACAGCGAGUGCAGCUGAUGCAAGAAGUAGACAGACAGAGAGCUCUACAGCAGCGGAUGGAGAUGGAGCAGCAUGGGCUUAUGGGUGCUGAGCUAGCCAACAGGACACCUGUUUCCCAGAUGCCAUUCUAUGCUUCUGACAGACCUUGUGACUUUUUGCAACCCCCACGACCCCUUCAGCAGUCUCCACAACACCAGCAGCAGAUAGGGCCAGUUUUACCACAGCAGACUGUCCAACAAGGGUCUGUUAAUUCACCCCCAAACCAAACUUUCAUGCAAACCAAUGAGCGAAGGCAGGUAGGACCUACCCCCUUUGUUCCAGAUUCACCAUCUGCUUCUGGUGGGAGCCCAAACUUCCAUUCUGUUAAGCAAGGACAUGGAAAUCUUUCUGGAUCCAGCUUUCAGCAGUCUCCACUGAGGCCUCCAUUCACACCAAUUUUACCAGGAAAGCCUCCGGUAGCCAAUAGCAGUGUCCCAUGUGGCCAAGACCCUGCUGUAACAGCACAGGGACAAAAUUUUUCAGGAUCCAGCCAGUCUCUCAUUCAGUUGUAUUCUGACAUAAUCCCAGAAGAAAAGGGGAAAAAGAAGAGAACAAGAAAAAAGAAAAAAGAUGAUGAUGCAGAAUCCAGCAAAGCCCCAUCAACUCCCCACUCCGACUGCACAGCCCCACCAACCCCAGGCCUCUCAGAAACUACCUCUGCUCCUGCAGUGAGCACACCCAGUGAGCUCCCUCAGCAAAGACAACAGGAGGCAGUGGAGCCCGUCCGUGUCCCCACUCCAAAUGUGGCAACAGGCCAGCCUUGUAUCGAGUCAGAAAACAAACUUCCCAGCAGUGAAUUCAUAAAAGAAACUUCAAGUCAACAGACACCUGUGAGCUCAGAGGCAGACAAACCUUCCGGGGAGGCCUCCAACAAAAGUGAAGAGAGAAAGCUGGAGACGGCUGAGAUACAGCCAUGCCCAAGUCAGGAGGACACCAAAGUGGAAGAGAAAACUGGUAGUAAGAUCAAAGACACUGCAGCUGGUCCUGUCUCCUCCAUACAGUGUCCUUCCAAUCCUGCCAGAACCCCUGUCACCAAAGGAGACACAGGAAACGAACUACUGAAGCACUUGUUAAAAAAUAAGAAGGCCUCUUCCCUUCUCACUCAGAAACCUGAGGGCACUUUAUCUUCAGAUGAAAGCUCUACACAGGAUGGUAAACUGGUGGAGAAGCAGAAUCCAGCAGAAGGAUUGCAAACUUUGGGGGCUCAAAUGCAAGGUGGUUUUGGAGGUGGCAACAGCCAGUUGCCAAAAACAGAUGGAGGAAGUGAAACCAAGAAACAGCGAAGCAAACGGACACAGAGGACGGGGGAAAAAGCAGCACCUCGCUCAAAGAAAAGGAAGAAGGAUGAAGAGGAAAAGCAGGCUGUGUGCUCCAGCUCUGACUCCUUCACCCACUUGAAACAGCAGCUCUCUCUGCUCCCUCUAAUGGAACCGAUCAUUGGAGUGAACUUUGCGCACUUUCUUCCUUAUGGCAGUGGCCAAUUUAAUAGUGGGACUCGACUUCUAGGAACUUUUGGCAGUGCCGCCCUUGAAGGGGUCUCAGACUACUAUUCUCAGUUGAUCUACAAGCAGAAUAAUUUAAGUAAUCCUCCAACACCCCCUGCCUCUCUUCCUCCUACACCACCUCCUAUGGCUUGCCAGAAGAUGGCAAAUGGUUUUGCAACGACUGAAGAACUUGCUGGAAAAGCUGGCGUGUUGGUGAGCCACGAAGUCACCAGAGCUUUAGGACCGAAGCCAUUUCAGCUGCCUUUCAGACCUCAGGAUGACUUGCUAGCUCGAGCCAUUGCUCAAGGCCCGAAGACAGUGGAUGUUCCUGCCUCUCUUCCAACACCACCUCACAAUAAUCAUGAAGAAUUAAGGAUUCAGGACCACUAUGGCGACCGGGACACUCCAGACAGUUUCGUCCCCUCGUCUUCUCCUGAGAGUGUAGUUGGUGUGGAGGUGAACAAGUACCCCGACCUGUCACUGGUGAAGGAGGAGCCUCCCGAGCCUGUGCCAUCCCCCAUCAUUCCCAUUCUCCCCAGCAUCUCUGGGAGAGAUUCAGAAUCAAGAAGAAAUGACAUCAAAACUGAACCAGGCACUUUAUUUUUUACAUCACCUUUUGGUUCAUCCCCAAAUGGUCCCAGAUCGGGUCUUAUAUCUGUGGCAAUCACCCUGCAUCCUACAGCUGCUGAGAACAUUAGCAGUGUUGUGGCUGCGUUUUCCGACCUUCUUCACGUGAGAAUUCCUAACAGCUAUGAGGUUAGUAGUGCUCCAGAUGUUCCAUCCAUGGGUUUGGUCAGUAGCCACAGAAUAAACCCAGGUUUGGAGUAUCGGCAGCAUUUGCUUCUUCGUGGGCCUCCACCAGGAUCUGCAAAUCCUCCCCGAUUAGCAACCUCUUACCGGCUGAAGCAGCCUAAUGUACCAUUUCCUCCAGCGAGCAAUGGACUUUCUGGAUGUAAAGAUUCUAGUCAUGGGAUAGCAGAAGGCACAUCACUCCGGCCACAGUGGUGCUGUCACUGUAAAGUGGUCAUUCUUGGAAGUGGUGUGCGGAAAUCAUUCAAGGAUCUGACCUUUGCGAACAAGGGUUCCCGAGAGAGCACCAGAAGGACGGAAAAGGACAUUGUCUUUUGUAGUAAUAACUGCUAUAUUCUUCAUUCAACAACCGCACAAGCAAAAAUUUCAGACAACAAGGAACCCCUUCCGUCACUGCCACAGUCCCCUAUGAAGGAGCCUUCCAAAGCAUUUCACCAGUAUAGCAACAACAUCUCCACCUUGGAUGUACACUGUCUCCCUCAGUUCCAGGAGAAAGUCUCCCCUCCUGCAUCACCUCCUAUAACCUUCCCUCCAGCCUUUGAAGCCGCCAAAGUAGAGUCCAAGCCUGACGAGCUCAAGGUGACAGUCAAAUUAAAGCCUCGGCUGAGGACGGUGCCUGUCGGGCUGGAGGAUUGUAGACCACUGAAUAAAAAGUGGAGAGGGAUGAAGUGGAAGAAAUGGAGCAUUCAUAUUGUCAUCCCCAAGGGGACCUUUAAACCGCCCUGUGAGGAUGAGAUAGAUGAAUUUCUAAAGAAAUUGGGCACUUCCCUUAAACCUGACCCUGUCCCCAAAGACUAUCGCAAGUGUUGCUUUUGUCACGAAGAAGGUGAUGGGCUAACAGAUGGGCCAGCAAGGCUGCUCAACCUGGACCUGGACCUCUGGGUCCACUUGAAUUGUGCUCUGUGGUCCACAGAGGUCUAUGAGACACAGGCUGGUGCCUUAAUAAAUGUGGAGCUAGCGCUGAGGAGAGGUCUACAAAUGAAAUGUGUCUUCUGUCAUAAGACAGGUGCCACCAGUGGAUGUCACAGAUUUCGAUGUACCAAUAUUUAUCAUUUUACUUGCGCCACUAAAGCACAAUGCAUGUUUUUUAAAGACAAAACAAUGCUUUGCCCCAUGCACAAACCAAAGGGAAUCCAUGAGCAAGAAUUGAGUUACUUUGCAGUCUUCAGGAGGGUCUAUGUGCAACGAGAUGAGGUACGGCAAAUUGCUAGUAUUGUGCAACGGGGAGAGCGGGACCAUACCUUUCGUGUUGGGAGCCUCAUCUUCCAUGCCAUUGGUCAGCUGCUUCCACAACAGAUGCAAGCAUUCCACUCUUCGAAAGCGCUCUUCCCCGUGGGCUAUGAGGCCAGCCGGUUAUACUGGAGUACUCGCUACGCCAACCGUCGAUGCCGGUACCUGUGUUCCAUUGAGGAGAAAGACGGGCGGCCCGUGUUUGUCAUCAGGAUUGUAGAGCAAGGCCAUGAGGACCUGGUCUUAAGUGAUUCAUCACCUAAAGAUGUUUGGGAUAAAAUUUUGGAGCCUGUGGCAUGUGUAAGAAAAAAGUCGGAAAUGCUGCAGCUUUUCCCCGCGUAUUUGAAAGGAGAAGACCUGUUUGGCCUGACUGUCUCUGCGGUGGCACGGAUAGCUGAGUCACUACCUGGGGUUGAGGCAUGUGAAAACUACACCUUCCGGUAUGGCCGCAAUCCUCUCAUGGAACUUCCUCUUGCCGUUAACCCCACAGGCUGUGCCCGUGCGGAACCUAAAAUGAGCGCCCAUGUGAAGAGGUUUGUGUUAAGGCCUCACACCUUGAAUAGCACCAGCACUUCAAAGUCGUUUCAGAGCACAGUCACUGGAGAGCUGAACGCACCGUACAGUAAGCAGUUUGUCCACUCCAAGUCAUCACAGUACCGCAGAAUGAAGACUGAAUGGAAAUCUAAUGUGUAUCUGGCCCGGUCUCGGAUCCAGGGACUGGGCCUGUAUGCUGCUAGAGACAUUGAAAAACACACCAUGGUCAUCGAGUACAUUGGAACGAUUAUUCGAAAUGAAGUUGCAAACCGGAAAGAGAAGCUUUAUGAGUCUCAGAACCGAGGUGUGUACAUGUUCCGCAUGGACAAUGACCACGUGAUUGAUGCCACACUCACAGGAGGGCCUGCAAGGUACAUCAACCACUCCUGUGCCCCUAACUGUGUGGCUGAAGUUGUGACCUUUGAGAGAGGACACAAGAUUAUCAUCAGCUCCAACAGGAGGAUCCAGAAAGGAGAAGAGCUCUGCUAUGACUACAAGUUUGACUUUGAAGAUGACCAGCACAAGAUCCCAUGUCACUGUGGAGCGGUGAACUGCCGGAAGUGGAUGAACUGAAUGCAUUCCUUGCUAUCUCACCGGGUGGCUCGUCCCUAGGAAGAGGCGACUCAACACUUCAUUGGAUUUUGCAGACAGAAAGAUAUUUUUGUUUUCUGACUUUUUGAAAAACAGCUUCUGGAGCUCUGCUUCCCCAGCCCUUGUCUGAAGGAAGCGCAGAGGAGCCGGCGAGGCUGCCCCACUGUGCGCUGGGGUCAGCAGACUCACAGAAUGGUCCAGCACUUUUUUUUCUUUUUUCCCUUUCCCUUUUUCUUUCCUUCCUUUUGUUUCCUUGUGGGUGGGUUUUGUUUUGUUUUGUUUUGUUAGUCUCACUAAGGAGAAACUUAUACUGGGGCAAAGAGCCGGUGGCUGCCCUGCCCCAGGGUGGGGGCCUUCCUAUGAAUGUAAGACUGAAAUCACCAGCGAAGGGGGCUGUCCAGAGUGCUGGCCACGCCUUACUGACAGGGGCAGGCCCUCAGUUUAACUAAAAGUGGACACCACUGAUCAAGGAAUGUACUGAGAAGACUUCCUUAGGGAUAGAGCUAAGGGAUAAUAACUUGCACUAAAUACAUUUGAAUACUUGAUUCCAUGAGUCAGUUUAUUGUAGUUUUUGAUUUCUGUAAAAUAAGAGAAACUUUUUGUAUUUAUUAUUGAAUAAGUGAAUGAAGCUAUUUUUAAAUAAAAGUUAGAAGAAAGCCAAGCUGCUGCUGUUACCUGCAGAACUAACAAACCCUGUUACUUUGUACAAAUAUGUAAAUAUUUUGAGAAAAACAGUAUAAAAAUAGUUAUUGACCAAAUGCUACCAGGCGCUGCAGCAGCUCGGGUGCUUAUAACCGUGGUAGGGAUGUUACAAUAUAAUUUUGUGUUCUUAAAUAUGCCAUUAUAAUUAUGUAAUAACCAAAAUUGUGCCCCAGUACGCCUGGGCUUUUUGGACACUGUCUCUUAGUGCUUGUUUUCUACACCUAACUAACUUCUGACAGCAGGGCGUGUGCUACAGCUCCAGCUUUUAUGGCUGCUGGCCAUUCAGACUAACGUUUCAUACUAUAUUGUUUCAUACUAUAUUGUUUAUAGCUGUUGAUGAUCAGACUAAUGCUCCAUUUAUAUUGUUGCAUCCCUACUUCUUCAGUCAGGUUUUUUGUGCUUACAAAUUUGUGAUAACUGUGAAUAACGGCUUAAACACAAACCCAAAUGGAGGCUGAAUUUUUUCUUCAGCAAAAGUAGUUUUGAUUAGAAAUUUGUUUCCAACCUCACAGAAUCAUGUAAACAUAGAGUCAUGUAGCAGGGACCUAACCAACUCCUUAGCCUUCUAUUUAACAUAAAAAUUUGAAAAAUAAAAAAAAGAGAGAUGGAGAGAGUGAGAUGUGAUUACGCUCCAGCUGCAGGACUCUGGCAAUGGGGUUUUUCGAAGAUGUAAUUUUAAAAUGUGUUUGUAUGAACUUGUUUGUUUACAUUUCUUUAAUAAAAAACACACUGUUUUGUGUUUGCUUGUAGAAACUUAAUCAGCAUUUGAACCAGGUUAGCUUUUUAUUUUGUACUUAAAAUUCUGGUACUGACACUUCACAGGCUAAGUAUAAAAUGGAGUUUGUGUGCACAAUUCGAGUGGACUGUGAGCUUCGGGUACACAUCAGUGGCUCAGCUCUCAGCUUGUAAUGUAUAUGGCAUGAUGUAUUUUUAUCUUACAGAAUAAAUCAAUUGUAUAUAUUUUUCUCUUGAUAAAUAGCUGUAUGAAAUUUGUUUCUUGAAUAUUUUUCUUCUCUUGUACAAUACUCUGACAUCCUACCAGUAUUUGUCCUGCCGAGUUUUGUUGUUUUCUGUUCUGUAAAAUAGUAUCUAAUGUUGGCAAAAAUUGAAUUUUUUGAAGUAUACAGAGUGUUAUGGGUUUUGGAAUUUGUGGACACAGAUUUAGAAGAUCACCAUUUACAAAUAAAGUAUUUUACAUCUA